Molecule: messenger RNA, 8106 nt
Organism: Nasonia vitripennis (jewel wasp)
Lineage: Eukaryota; Metazoa; Arthropoda; Insecta; Hymenoptera; Pteromalidae
Product: fatty acid synthase
Exons: 23
Coding region: 120-7367 (2415 amino acids)
Biological process (GO): fatty acid biosynthetic process
Molecular function (GO): 3-oxoacyl-[acyl-carrier-protein] synthase activity; fatty acid synthase activity; oxidoreductase activity
Source: RefSeq, a predicted model, not a curated record
UUGACGAAUGCGCAAGGAAAGCGAGAUAGGCUGACGCUCAAGUCGCAGGACCGAAGGAAGCGUAGCAGUGCUGUUGACUUAUAUCUUGUGGAGACGAUCUAGUAGUUGAGACAGUCAGGAUGGCGGAGACGAAGGUCAACGGGGAGACCCGAGAGAUCAAGAAGCUGAAGCGGGUGGCGCCUGAAGAGGAGAUCGUCAUCAGUGGUAUCGCAGGUCGAUUCCCUGAUUCCAAUGACAUGAAGCACUUCCAGGAGAACCUCAUGAACAAAGUCGAUCUUGUUACCGAUGAUGAUCGUCGUUGGAAGUUGGAUCACCCCGAGAUCCCGCAAAACACGGGCAAGGUGAACAAUGUGGAAAAAUUCGACGCCCUCUUCUUCGGCGUGCACUUCAAGCAGGCCCACACCAUGGACCCUAUGUGUCGUAUGCUGCUCGAGCACGCGUACGAGGCGAUCGUCGACGCGGGUGUCAACCCCAAACAAAUGCGCGGCUCCCGAUGCGGUGUCUUCAUCGGCGCCUGUUUCUCCGAGUCCGAGAAAACCUGGUUCUACGAAAAGCUCCAGGUGAACGGUUUCGGUAUCACCGGCUGCAGUCGUGCCAUGUUGGCGAACCGCAUCUCGUACUGGCUGGGCGUCACCGGUCCCAGCUACUCCGUCGACUCGGCUUGUAGCUCCAGUCUCUUCGCCAUGGAACACGCCUACAGAGCGAUUCGCGAUGGACUCUGCGACUCAGCGCUCGUGGGCGGCGCCAAUCUUUGCCUCCAUCCGUACGUCUCGCUUCAGUUCUCCCGUCUCGGUGUACUAUCUCCGGACGGUCGCUGCAAGUCCUUCGACGAUUCGGCCAAUGGUUACGCCCGUAGCGAGGCCAUCUCGAUGGUGUUCCUGCAGAAGGCCAAGGACGCGAAGCGUAUCUACGCCACCUUCGUUCACGCCAAAACGAACUGCGACGGUUUCAAGGAGCAGGGUAUCACUUUCCCCUCGAGCAUCAUGCAGGGCACUCUCCUCAAGGAGUUCUACGAGGAGAUCGGCGUACCGCCGACGAGCUUGAGCUACAUCGAGGCUCACGGUACCGGUACCAAGGUCGGAGAUCCCGAGGAGGUCAACGCCCUCGACCGAGUCUUCUGCACCGGUCGCUCCGAGCCUCUCUGGGUCGGAUCCAUCAAGUCGAAUUUGGGACACUCCGAGCCUGCCAGUGGUCUCUGUUCCAUUGCCAAGGUGGUGAUCGGCAUGCAUACCGGACUCAUCCCGCCCAAUCUGCACUUCAAGAAAAUUCGUCAGGGCAUCAAAGCUCUGGAAGAGGGCAGGUUGAAGGUCGUCACUGAUCCCACACCCUGGGAUGGUGGUUACGCCGGUAUCAACUCCUUCGGUUUCGGUGGUGCCAACGCUCACGUUUUGCUCAAGUCCCACGAGAAGGAGAAGGUCAACAAUGGACUUCCCAACGACGACCUGCCACGUGUCGUCGCUGUGUCCGGUCGCACGGAGCACGCCAUAAAAGUUCUCUUAGACGAUCUCGAGAGCAGGCCUGUCGACAUUGAGUACGUGAGACUCCUGCACAACAUUCACUCGGAAGAGAUCGGCAGUCACCUCUACAGAGGAUACACCGUUUUGCCGCCGCGUGGACUCGUCAAGAACCCCGUCAGGGAGAUCGCUAACUACUUGGGAAAUAAGAGGCCCGUGUGGUUUGUCUUCUCUGGAAUGGGCUCUCAAUGGCCAGGAAUGGGAGAAGCAUUGAUGCGCCUGCCAGUAUUCGCUGCGGCGAUCAAGAAGUGCGACGCAGUGCUGAAACCUCGUGGUAUCAACAUCGUUGACAUCAUCACGAACAAGGACCCGAAGACCUUCGACAACAUUCUCAACUCGUUUGUUGGAAUCGCUGCCGUUCAGAUCGGUCUCGUGGAUGUUCUGAAAUCGGUAGGCAUCGAGCCCGACAACAUUAUCGGUCACUCGGUAGGAGAACUGGGUUGCGCCUAUGCCGAUGGCUGCUUCACCGCCGAGCAGAUGAUUCUGUCAGCGUACUCGCGAGGUGUGGCCUCCAUCGAGUCUAAGAUUAUACAAGGUUCCAUGGCUGCCGUUGGUCUCGGCUACAACGAGAUCAAGAGCAUGUGCCCUCCGGACAUCGAAGUCGCAUGCCACAACGCCGCCGAUAGCGCGACCAUCAGUGGACCUGCAGAGUCCUUGAAGGCUUUCGUCGCUAAGCUUCAGGCAAACAACAUUUUCGCCAAGGAAGUGAAUUGUAGCAACAUCCCGUACCACAGCCGUUACAUCGCUCCAGCUGGACCCAAGCUUCUCGCUUACCUGCAGAAGGUUAUCCCAGAACCGAAGCCCCGUAGCUCCAAAUGGUUGAGCACUUCGGUGCCGCGCAGCAAGUGGGACACCGCUGCAGCUCGUCUCUGUUCGGCCGAGUACCACACCAACAAUCUCCUCAGCUCGGUGCUGUUCGAGGAAACGUCUGCUCUCAUCCCCAAGGAUGCCAUCUGCAUUGAAAUCGCACCCCAUGGUCUUCUUCAGGCCAUCCUCCGUAGAUCUCUCGCACCAACUGUGAGCAACAUUGCUCUGACCAAGCGAGGUCACGCCGACAACGUGGAGAUGCUGGCUCAGGCUCUUGGAAAGAUGUACAAUGCUGGACUCCAGCCGCAGUUGCACGAACUCUACCCGCACGUCGCCUUCCCGGUGAGCCGUACUACUCCCAUGAUCUCGCCGCUCGUCAAGUGGGAGCACUCCGACGACUGGUACGUCACGUCCUACAGAAUGCAAGAGAAGAUCACUUCUGGAGAGCGUGUGGUAGAGGUGACUCUCGCCGACGAGGACUUUGAGUUCGUUGCCGGUCACGUAAUCGACGGCAGGAACCUCUUCCCUGCUACCGGAUACCUCGCCCUCAUCUGGGAGACCAUCGGUAUGAUGCGCGGAGAACUGUACACUGAGGUCUCCGUCAUCUUCGAGGACGUCAAGUUCCUCAGAGCUACCACUGUGCCUAAGGAUGGCACCGUUGACUUCACUCUCAUGGUUCAGAAAGGAUCCGGCAGGUUCGAGGUCGUCGAAGGUGGUGUAGCCGUCGUCACUGGCUACGUCCGCGCGUCCAGUAACCCAGCCGACGAGAAGGUCAACCCAGCCCUGCUCGCAACUGACAACGACGAUGAUGAGUGCAUGACCACUCGUGACGUCUACAAGGAGCUACGACUCAGAGGCUACCACUACAGUGGCCUCUUCCGUAGUGUCAAGAGGGCUACGAUCACCGGUAGCAAGGGACACCUCGCCUGGCACAACAACUGGGUCGCCUUCAUGGACAACAUGCUGCAGAUGCAGAUCCUCGGCGCCGACACUCGUGGUCUCUUUGUCCCCACUGGAAUCCAGAAACUGGUCAUCGACACCAAGAGCCAUCUCAACCAGAUUCGUGCCAUGGACGAAGAGAACAAAGAAUUCCCCGUCUAUGUGAACAAGACCCUCGACGUGAUCGUGUCCGGUGGUGUGGAGAUCCGUGGUCUGAAAGCCAGUGCUAUCUCCCGUCGUAAGCCAGCCGGUGAACCAGUACUCGAGGAGUACAAAUUCAUCGCAAACAUCGACCGCGCUGAGACGUCGAUGCGUGACGCCAUCCGUAUGGCGACCCACUUCGGACUGGAGAACCAUCUUGGUAUCAAAGUCAAGACCGUUGAACUCAUCGAGGAGUCAGACCGCGUGGAGGUGGACCAACUCGUGUCUAAUCUGAUAGCCGAUGCUCUGGGCGAUAUGCCACUGAUCCAGGCGGACAUUAACAUCAUAGGAAACGAACUCGUCUACGAGGAAGGCGAGAUCCCAGCUAACAUCACCGUGGGCGAUGUCAAGAAGUUCGGCGCCGACACCAAUGCAGUUCUGGCUGUAGGUCACAAGGUCCUCACGCCCGAACGCGCCGCGAACCUCGGCGUCCUGUCGACGGCUGUCGAAGAAGGCGGAUUCAUACUGUCUCGCGAGAGCCUGGAGACUGACUCAAAGCAGAUCGACGAGUACGCACUGAGCAAGGGAUUAUGUGUUCUGCUGGAGAAGAAGGUCGGCAACGAGCUGCUUGUGCUGCUGAGAAAACGCCCCAAGCAGGUCAGGAAGACGCUGGUCAUCAAUAUCAGCAACGACAGGUUUGACUGGGUCGACGAGAUGAAGAAGAUCAUGAAGGAGGAGCUUGAAAAGGAGAACCCUGGCAACACCAGGAUCCUCUACGUUAGCCAGGGAGACUUCGAAAACGGUCUGGUCGGCUACAUCAACUGUCUGCGAAAGGAACCCGGCGGCGAAAUCGUCCGCGGUAUCCUGAUCCAGGAUCCAAAGGCACCCAAAUUCUCUCUUCAAGAUCCGCUGUACACCAAGGAGUUACAAAAGGACUUGGCGGUAUCCGUACUGCGCCCCAACGGAGUUUGGGGAUCGUACAGGCACUUGCCACUUCCGCCUCUCGAGCCCAAACCCGUCCGUCAUGCCUGGGCUAACCAGAUCGUACGUGGUGACCUCAACUCGCUCAGCUGGCUCGAGGGACCGAUUCCACUCGGCUUCCAGAGCGAUGACCUUGUCACUGUCGUCUACUCAUCCAUCAACUUCAGAGAUGUCAUGUUGGCCACCGGUAAGCUCGCCGUGGAGGUCGUCGCCAAGACCAGACAGGCUCAAGAGUGUGUGUUAGGUUUUGAAUACUGCGGUAUCACCUCCAAGGGCAGACGCAUCAUGGGUAUGAUCGACAACAAGGCCAUGACCAACCUCUGCAUUUGCGAUCCCGAUCUCUCCUGGGACAUCCCAGAGAGCUGGAGUCUCGAGGACGCGGCUACCGUUCCUUGCGUCUACGGUACCUGUUACUACGCUCUGUACCUCAGCGGUAAAAUGAAGAAGGGCGACAAGGUCCUGAUCCACGCUGGUACCGGAGGUGUUGGUCAGGCUGCUAUCACUUUGGCUCUGUUCGAGGGCUGCGAGGUCUUCACCACCGUUGGUACCCCGGAGAAGCGUCGCUUCAUUCUCGAGAACUUCCCCCAGAUUCCAGAGGACCACAUCGGCAACUCUCGUGACACCAGCUUCGAGCAGAUGAUCCUCCGUCAGACUAAUGGCCGAGGUGUCGACAUCGUCCUCAACAGUCUUGCCGAGGAGAAGCUCCAAGCUUCGGUCAGGUGUCUCGCGAACGGCGGUCAUUUCCUCGAGAUCGGUAAGUUCGAUCUUGCCGCUAACAACCCUCUGGGUAUGGAGUGCUUCCUCAAGGAGAUCAGCUUCCACGGUAUCAUGUUGGACAACCUGUUCAACGCUACCAGCACCCAGAAGCGCGGCUUGAGAGAUAUGAUGAGCAAGGGAUUAAAGAACGGAGCUAUCAAGCCACUCACGAGGACGGUCUUCCCCAAGGAUCAAAUCGAAGCUGCCUUCCGUUACAUGGCUGCAGGAAAGCACAUCGGUAAAGUGAUCAUCAAGGUUCGUGAUGAGAAGGAAUCACCAAACGAACUCAUGCUGGCCUUGCCGCGAUUCUACUGUCUGCCAGACCGCAGUUACAUCAUCUUCGGUGGUCUUGGUGGUUUCGGUCUUGAAUUGGCCGACUGGUUGGUACUUCGUGGAGCCAAGAAUCUAGUCAUCACCUCGCGUACUGGUAUCCGCAACGGUUAUCAGAAGAUGCGCAUCGAGUUGUGGCGAGGCUACGGAACAAACGUUGUCAUCGUCGCGGACAAGGAUGCCUCGAAGCGCGACGAAUGUCAAUCGAUCAUCGAAACCGCUGCCAAACUCGCCCCAGUCGAUGCCAUCUUCAACUUGGCUGUAGUACUGAAGGAUGCGGUCUGGGACAACCAGACGCCCGAGACCUUCGAGGAAUCGUUCAAGGCCAAGGCCUGGUCCACUAAACAUCUUGAUGUGCUGACCAGGAAACUGUGCCCCAAGCUCAGACAGUUCGUCGUCUUCUCGUCGGUCUCCUGCGGUAGAGGAAACGCUGGUCAGACCAACUACGGAAUGUCCAACUCUGUGAUGGAGAGAAUCUGCGAGAGGCGCGCAACCGAAGGUCUGCCCGGAUUGGCCGUACAGUGGGGAGCGAUCGGAGACGUCGGUCUGGUCGCCGACAUGCAGGAGGACAACAAGGAACUGGUCAUCGGCGGCACCCUCCAGCAGAGGAUAUCCUCGUGCUUGCAGGAACUCGACGGCUUCCUACGACAGAACUCGCCGAUCGUGUCCAGUAUGGUCGUCGCUGAGAAGAGGGCGGGAGGCUCCGGUGCCCUCAACGUCGUCGACACCGUUCUCAACAUUAUGGGUCUGAAGGAUCUGAAGACAGUGAGUCCGCACACGUCUCUCGCCGAGUUGGGAAUGGACUCUAUGAUGGCUGUGGAAAUCAAGCAGACACUGGAGCGCGAGUUCGAGAUCUUCUUGACGGCCCAGGACAUCCGCGGUCUGAACUUCGCCAAGCUCCAAGAGAUGCAAUCCAAGGAUGCCGAUAGCAACAAGAAGCGCGGCGGUGGGGCUGAUGGCGAAGUCGAGAUCCUCACAGGCAUGAAGCUCCUGGUGCGCAUAGUCGGCGACCAAGUGCCCAACCCCCAAACCUGCUACCAGCUCGAGACCAAGAACGAGGAGAGGUCCGAGAUAUUCCUUAUACCCGGUAUCGAGGGUGUCGGUACCGUUUUCAAUAAUCUCGCGCCCAAGAUCAAGGCGCCGGCCUCUUGUUUACAACUUGGAGUGGAAAACAACGAGGAAAAAUCCAUCGAUGCUAUGGCUGAUAAAUUGCUGCCGCACAUACUCGAAAGGAGCAAAGAUCGACGAGACUUCACUGUGGUGGGCUACUCGGUCGGUUCGUUGGUCGCUAUCGAAUUGGUGAGAAGACUCGAGGCACGCGGAAUGAGCGGUAAACUGAUUCUCCUCGACGGUGCUCCGGAUAUGUUGAAACUACUCCAGAGCCAACAGCUAGCAUCCAACAGCGACGAGGAACUUCAGAGUAACGUCCUGCUCGGCAUGAUGGACAUUCUAUCGCCUUCCAGCAGUGCGGAGCUUGUGGUCGAGCUGGAGAAGACCAGCGGCUGGGAUAACAAACUCCAGGUGUUCCUGGCGCGAGUAAGCGACCAUUUAGGAGAGUUCGGUUGGACUAAAGAAGGAGCAGCGUCACUCUGCACGUCUAUUUACAAUCGUUUAAUCGCUGUCCAUGAUUACGACGUGUCAACCCUUUCACCCCUCAAAACACCCAUCGUUCUGCUCAAACCCACGGCGCCGACUCUACGCUCCGUCGACGAGGACUAUGGUCUCGGCACGAUAACGAAAGAAAAAGUUGAGAUCCACUACAUUGAGGGCAAUCACGCAACGAUCCUGGAAAACAACAAACUCGCGAUGGUCAUCAACGGCGAGCCGAUUGAAGACGCGGACGAAUUUAAAGCACAGAUAAUGGACGGAGCCUCCAAGCUUGCAACCCUGAUGUCGUGAAUACGCCAGGAGACAACUGCUGGUGCGAAUUAGGAGAGGAAUCAAUGCCGGGUUUCACGCAGUCAAUGUUUGUUUCGUGACAGUUAUUAUCUUGCGCGUGAACUCGUAUCUAUCUUUAAUCUUGCAUUGUUCCAAAGAGAGGACGUAUGAAUACUUGUAGAAAUAGAAGGAAAAUUUAGUUUUUACGUGUAAAGGAAAGAUCGUACGUGUAAUCUGAAAUUAAUUAUAACUGACAAAUGUUAUGAAUCUGAAAUUUGUGCAACGUAAAUAAAUAAGUGUAACGUACCAUAUGCUAAUAACAACCCAACGAGAACGUCUUGCAUGCGUCUCAUUCGUUUCAUCGUGAAAUUUCGAGUUUGGAGAGGUCAGUUCGAUUUACAUUCUAAUCGCAAUAAAUCAAUAGCAAUUAUAGGUGAUAUGACUCAAGAAAAUGUCUGGCCAUAUACAAAUGUAAGAGUUCAAAUUUAAACGAUUACUGCAGAACGAAAGAUAUCUUUCAUGAUUUUAAUUUUAGUGUAGCUAUAUUUUAUAAGGAAUUGGUAGAAAUGAAGGAAGAAGUUAUUAAAACGCUUUUUCUAUCAAAUGUUUGUUUUAAUUGCACGACUUAUUCAUACAAACACGACAAUCAUCGAACUUCAAUUAGAAGUAUAACAAAGAUUUUUAAAUAUGAGUAAUAUGUACAAGAUAUAAGUCUUGGCUCGAAGAAACACAUUUUCAAAAUAAAGGCAUUCUCAAUCAU